AUGAUGACGAGGCUCAAUGAGAUGCACGUCAUCAAGAAACAGAAUGCUCAUAUGUCUAAAGAGGCUGCCCGUGAAAUCAUUAGAAAAAUCCCAGUGGAAGUACUUGCCAAGGAGUGGUUGUCAAAAGAAGAUGCCACUGUAGACAUGCGAGCGUAUUUAGUAGACCAAAUUUUGCCAACACUUAUCCUUGGUGUUGAGAGGCUGUUGAGAGAAGUUGAUGAGAAAGGUCUCUCGGCAACUAACAGAUUUGAACCAGAAUUUAACCCCAUCAACUUCCUGGCGCAGUACCUCAUGCGCAAUAACCCGAGGUUCAGUAAUUUUGCUGAAGCAUCCCCUUAUGUCCGAGGAUUGAGAGAGGUUUCCGAAGAAAUCAAACAAGAGCUUUUCACUUUUGAAGACAAUAGAUUGGCACGCAUCAAAGCAGAAACACGCCGUAAGCGGAUGGACAGAGAGCGUUAUGAGCAAGAGAUUCGAGAAGGGAAAGAGCGCAGGCGCAAUCAGCUGAUCUCACAGUUUUCAGAAUGGACAAAUUAUGGGGAAAGGAAUACUGUGGAACUUGCUGUUCUACAGAAUUCUUUAAGCUUUUUUCUGGAGACUGUUGAACUAUUGCCGCCCGAACUUCAGGAAGUAGCAAAAUUUGGACGUCCACUGGAGCCAACUGAUGAAACUGGAAAAACUCUUUCUGUAAAAGAAUUUGCUCAGUACAUCAGCUUAUUUGUGGAGGACCUGCCAUCGGAGAUAUUUAAUCUCUUCAUGGUCCACAUGUCAAAAUGUGCUGCUACUCAAAACGCUUCUGCAGACAGAGAAAAUAGGAGGAUAAUUCUGACCAACCUAUUUUUGAUCUGUGAUUAUGGCGUGCUCCGCUUUAUGAUAGCUGAUCGAAAGCUUGGUUUGUUAGAUCGAGUUCGGGUCAUGAUUCUCUUUGAAAAAUUCUGGGAUAUGCUAAUGCUGUCAAGGGAAGAACCAAUGGCCACACUUCGGAAUCCCCGAAGAUGGCCAGUUGUGGAAGUUGAAGAGGUUGAUGAUAUUUUAUAUGAUGCAUGGCAAGAGGAGCCUGACGGUGGAAUUACACCAAUGGAAGAGGAGGUACAGAACAAGCUAGAGGAAGGUUCAUUAACUACAACAGAAAUAGAAGAGGAAGAAAAUUUAGCUGCCACAGAAGAACGAGAGGAAAACAAUGUAGCUGCUACAGAAAUUAGAGAGGAAGAAAACUGUAGAACAGGACACAACAAUGACCUGUGGCCUGUGACCAGUACAAUAAAAGAGAAAACUGUAGAACAGGACACAACAAUGACCUACACGAGUUCUGCUGCCAAACCAAUCCGGGAGCUUUCUGCAUAUUCAGAUAAAUUUGUGAACCUGUGCCAGUUCGUGCAGAUGUUUGAGACCUUCAUCGGUCCUCACCCAGAGUCCAAAAUAUUUGCCACGUUGGUUCACUACGUCACAGAUCUGUACCAAGAUAAUGAGCCAGAUAAAACUGAUAAAUUGUUGCAAGCCAAAGAAAACGCUACCAAUGCCAGAAAGAAAGCACAACUGAAUGCUUUGUUUGAGAAGUGGGAUAAUGACGCCAGCGGUUUUCUGGAGCUAGAGGACGUCACUGAUUACAUGUGCAAGUUCAAGGACGGACAAGAAGUAGAGGCCAUUAGAUCAGCCCAGUUUGAUUUGAAGAAGCAGUCGGAAUACUUUGAUGGCAGACUGAGUAACAGAGAGUUCAGACAGUUCCUCAACAUGGUCAUCAAUGAGUUGCCAGGCAAAGAAACAUUUGACCUUUUUGUGGAGUUUCUGAUGAACUCAGUUGAGAGAUCCUAUGGAGAGCGCAUCAGAGGAGAAGCAAGAAAGAAAUGGCUUCAGCAAAUAAACAUGGCGGCACUCACAGGUGGCACAUCCAUGGAGCCUGUUUACAAAGCUGUCUUCCAAGCUCUAUACAAGGAUGCAGAGACCCAUGGAGGAGAGAAAAGAAUUAGUGCAAGUAUUACCAUGUUGGAGAAGAACAAACUGGAACCUUCCAGAGGGGAGCUGAUGCUACGUGUGGCCGCCUGUACCCCAGAAGAUUGUCAGUACAUGCUUGGCAAACCCUUGUACAAGAAUAUGAAGGGUAUCAGCUUUCAAGCCAUUGAGACUGGCAAACCUGUACAUGUGCCUCGAGUAGCCAAACAUGGCAAUAUUUAUUUUUGGAAUUAUAAUCGCAAUCCUCAAGAACGAUCUGGAUCUUUUGUAGCAAUCCCGUUAAAGGACAACAAGAAACGUGUCUUUGGGACACUGGGAGUUGACACCAUGAUUGACCCCAAGAAAGAAACCAUUUUUACAAAACAUGAAAUCCAGUUCUUCCAGGGCGUGGCCAAGGCUUUCAGCAUUGCCUAUCACUAUGUGGAGAAAAAACGCAAGUUUGUGCAUGUCCUGGAGAGAGCUAUGCCUUGGUUCCACUGCAGGUGUCCCCACGUUGUGGAGAUUACAGUCUAUUUUAUAGAACCUAACUCGAAAGACACAAAUGACUAUGUUCUGCGGAAAAUCAUGGUCAUGGACAAUAAUGGCCAAGCUGCACAUGUCACAGAACUCGUUCGGUUGGAAAGAAAAGACAAUUUGUUUCGACGGUAUCUCUUUGACUGUGUUGAGACAUCAUACACUGUGGUGGCCGACAUACACGACAUGAGACACAUAGCCUGCCCUAUCAGGGACCCCAAUGGCAAAGUAGUCAGCGUUGUUGACCUCAACACUGGAAAGCUGAAAAAUCUGCCCAAAUAUGAAAGCAGGGAAGCCCAGAGACUUCUUCGGCUGCUGCAGCGAGCUUUCUGUGAGCUGAGUCGGGUCUCCAAGGGUGAAGACCCACAAUGUGUGCUGGUGAGUAAAGAAAAAUCAACAAGAAAUAAAGAAACAUCUACAGUCA
Messenger RNA from Candidula unifasciata, 2884 nucleotides. The record is from the annotation of a GenBank genome assembly. NCBI's taxonomy places the organism in Eukaryota, Metazoa, Mollusca, Gastropoda, Stylommatophora, Geomitridae.